GCCAAGUUUACAUUCAAAAGCGAUUUAGUAGCGUAAUUGAAUAUUCCUAGAAGCUCCCGUACAGUCUGAAAUGUCGGAACUUCCUCGCUUUUGUGCCGCUGCGGGCAUCAAAGACCCAAGACUGCUUUUUAUCGGUGGGGGAAACAUGGCUGAAGCGCUGGUGAACGGAAGCAUUACUUCAGGUUUUGCAGCUCGGAACGAGAUCGCUAUUAGCUGCCGCUCAAACGCUACGCUGGACAAAUGGAAGAAUCAAGGAUUUGAAGAUGUUUACACUUCCACUGCUGAAAUGAUUAGAACAUUUCCGCAUGGAAUCAUUGUCUUGGCAGUCAAACCUCAGGGUCGUCAUGAAGUAAUCGACUCGUUGACAUCGGAAAAUGUUGAACUAAAACGAUGUCCAUUAGUCAUCUCGAUCUUGGCCGGUGUAGAUGAGAGGCUUUUGAAAAAAGAGCUCGGCGCAGUUGGAUACGAAGGUCCAGUUAUACGGUUAUUUCCGAACACUGCUGUCGCGAUAGGCAAUGGUGCGUCAAUUUUAUGCGCUGAUUCGGAUGUCAGUGAAGAAAUGAUCACAUUGGUGAAAAGUUUUGCUUCCAAAGUUGGUCUCUGUUUACGAGUUGAUUCAAAGAAUUUCAAUGCAUAUGGAGCCAUAUCCGCUUCCGCCCCUGCAUGGGUAUACAUGUUCAUCGAAUCUCUAGCUGAUGGUGGAGUAUUCGCUGGAUGUUCACGAGAAACUGCGAUGAAACUAGCUGCACAAACCGUUAUGGGAGCUGCUGAGAUGGUUCUCGAGAGUAACGAACAUCCUGCUGCUCUGAAAGACAAAGUCUGUUCGCCAGGCGGAACAACGAUAGCCGGCCUCAGAGAACUGGAAAAAUCAGGUUUUCGAUCCGCUGUCAUUGAAGCCGUGAGAGCAGCAACUGAUCGUGCUAAUAAUAUGCACUGAGCAUCAUAUCGAAGCGAUCUCAACUACAAGAUAUCUCAAGUACUAACAAAAGGGUAUGGAUUUGGCUUACGUCUGUCCGAAUUAGUCUCUCCCAUGAUAUUUUUCCAUACUAAAAUUGUACUCAGCUCUGGUUUUUUUUUCCAUUUUUAUCAACGUUGCUGGUCAUCACUAUGCACUCCUGAUGAGAAAGUUUUAUACCUGUG
Molecule: messenger RNA, 1140 nt
Organism: Cylicocyclus nassatus
Lineage: Eukaryota; Metazoa; Nematoda; Chromadorea; Rhabditida; Strongylidae
Source: the annotation of a GenBank genome assembly